Molecule: messenger RNA, 32830 nt
Organism: Xyrichtys novacula (pearly razorfish)
Lineage: Eukaryota; Metazoa; Chordata; Actinopteri; Labriformes; Labridae
Source: the annotation of a GenBank genome assembly
AUGAAUAUCAAACAUGUAAAUAUGAUCCUAAUUAGAUCACUCUGCCUCAGUAACAGGAGUUAUAGUUCUGAUUUACAUAUUCUAAUUAUAUAUGAAAUUAUUAGGAGUCCUCCGAACACUGGAAACCAGUCUGAGUGUGUCAGUGAACUUGUGUGUGUGAGUGUGUGUGUGUGUGUCCCCGUUAAAAAAAAAAAAAAAGUUUGUGAAAGUGGAGUGACGUCACACUCCCACAAUGCUUACCGCCCCAUAACUCUGCAGCAGCAGCAGCAGCAGCCUGAGGGGAGCCAGCCGCUCUCAGGCCCAAAUACUACAAGCUCUGAAAAUCUGGAAAAGGCCAAAAUAAAAAAAACUCCGACCGAGCUGAGGAAGCGGCGCGAGGCGGCGGCCGGGGUCUGCCGCGGAGGGAUCGAGGUCCGGGUCCGGGAUGGAAGCGGACCGGGGCUCCAUGUGAAGCGGACUAAUGCGGCGCUGGAAACUUUUUGGUGGGUAAACUGCUCGUUUUUUUUUUUCGCUGUGAGCUCAUAAUGUGGCUGCACGUCCUCCCCUCUAUGUGUGUGUGUGUGUGUAUGUGUGUGUUUGUAAAAGUGUGUGAGAGAGAGUGUGAGUCCGCGCGGUGACACUUGUUAUCAACAUGUCCUCACUGCCCCGCAAACUUUGCGUAAUUGUGCUUGUUUGUGCGGCAGCAGCGUGGACGGAUCCGGGUCUUUAAUCUUUAAUCACGCAUCGCCUCCUCCGCUCGUCGCUCUGCCCGCUCAAAGUGCAGCUAAAGCGGCUCCGCGGAGUCGGUCAGCCCGCUGCACUCUGUCCGCAGGGCCCGCGACGCUCAACUUUAGGCUGGCUGCAACUUUUUCAGCCAUCCGGUGAGUUUGUGGUGAGUUUAGUGAAACGUGUGAGCAGAGGAGGGGGACCGACCAGGUCUGCUGCACGAGGACGGAGAGAGAGUGUGUGUGCGCGUGCAUCAUUCAGAGUGUGUUUGGGAUGUUGUUUAGAGAGUUUGCUCCGGUUAUCUGCAGCCUCAUGUCAUGCUGCUCUCUCUCUCUCUCUCUCUCUCUCUCUCUCUCUCUCUCCCCCUCUCUCUCUCUCUAUGUCGGUGUGUGCUUUUCCUUGGAAGCGGGUAAAUAACAAGCAGGACCCCAGCAGAGGAGGGGUCGGGGUCAGAGAGUGGGGGUGCAGUCUGUGCACUUGUUAUUGAUAGCUGACUCUGCUGCAGGAUUCACGUUUUUUCUUACACUCAGAAAAACUACAAACUACAGAGGAACUGUUAAAGAUCAGAGAGAUGCUUUGUAGCUGCUGUCUGUAGGAUUUAUAAAGUUUGUCUCCACUGGGAGUUUGUGUUGUGUGAUCAUGGAAUUGCAUGUCACUUUCUGAGAUGUUUUAACCUGUUGCUCUGGAGCUGCACACCAUAAAGAGCUGCUGCUGUUUAAGAAUAAGAAUAACUUGAUUGAUCCCAGAAGGAAAAUUUAGUUGUCUGUCGCCUCAUUUCUCAUGUCUCUAAAGCCAUCUACUAUUUAUAAAAGAAUUGUAAAAUGUAUAUUUGUCAAGUUUUUAGUUUAUUUCCCUUUAAUCUGAAAACCUUAUUUAUUCAUUUUUCACAAUCUAAUCCUGCAAGCAAACAAAACACAAACCAUGAAAUACUAUGUUUUCUAUUUGUUUUGUAACACACACACACACACACUUUCUAAUUAGUAACCGCUUUCAAACCCUUCACCCAAUCCCAGGUCACAUAAAGUAAAAAGAAAAAGCAAAGUUAAAUCACAAGUUAGGCUGAAUGUUUCAUAUUUAAUUGACUUGAUUUCAUGAAGCCUUAUAUAACCUCUAGUUUUCUCAGAAUGAGCGCAUGAAUCCACUUUAUUGAUCCACUCACUAACAGCAGGAUCUUCAUGAUGCUGUGUGUCUCAGCAUCACCCUGUAUCAGCUGAUUUGGGGUUUUCAACUGAUGAUGAUGUUGAUAUGUUGAUAUUUGCAGAGCAGAUCAGCUGAUGUCAGAUAGAUAAUCUGCAUUUGAUAAAAUGUGAUAAUGAUAAUAGCUAUUGUUCCAUGAUUAUUAUAAUCUCAUACACAUAUGAGCCAGAAACACAUGCUGGAUGGAUUUUUAAGUAAUUCAUAAACUCAAAGAAACUGACGCUGAACUUUUUAAAAAAUGAUCCUGAAGAUUAAUGUCAGAGGAAACAUCAAACUUUAUUAUUUUGUAAAUCCUAACAGAAUAUAAGUCAAACUUUUCUCAGUGACUGUUAGAUUAUUAGGUGCGAGAUCAUUGAAGGGGAUAAAAAAGCUCCUGAUCAUGUAAAAAUUACAUUAACCUGCCAGUUAAUUCGUCUGUUUUUACCAUUUAAAAUAUCAAAAGUGAAGUGUCUAACUCUUUCAGCUCUCUACUUGUUUGUGACUAAUUCACUUUCACCCUGGUCAAAUCAAAACCUGCAGAUGUAUUUGGUGCUUUAGCUUCCGAAAUGACUGAAACAAUAACUUUAUUUUUAGUUCAUGAACUUUUUAUUUUGAGUCAUUUCAUUCUGAGCCGACUGUUCCAGCAGAUUAAAGAGACAGUCAGUGAUUUUGUAGGAGAUAAAAGUUGCAGCAGUUUUUCCCCAUGUUACUAAUGAAGUGAGAUCUUUAUAACCAGCUUGAGAAAGUUUCUGUUUGUGUUUUUAUAUUUAAGAGAAAAAGUUUAAAGAUAGUUUCUGAUGAAUUUUCUACUGACUAAAAAGUUUUUGAACUGCUAGUUUGAGAUUUAGGGCGACAUUACUGGUAUAUAAAGACAGAAGAAUUGACAGCUUUUACCCUGAUGAUGUUUGAUUCACUGUUUUUUCACCUUUUAUUUAACACGUUUAGUCCUAUUGAGAUCUAUUAAAGGAGCCCUGGCUGAAACAGUCAGCACACAGCACAGUUCAGAGCAUGAAAACAGAGACUGUGCAGGAAAGAGGCAAACAGUUACCUGCUGGUUCACUUUAACUGCUGCAGUUUUACAUUUCAGACAUGCAGCAUGGAGACGGCUGCUGGUUUCCAAAAAGCUGCAGAUUAAUUACAGGUGUAAAAACUCACUGGCUAUCGUCUCUGUUUGCUGGUGUGUUUGAAGAUGCAGCACUUACCCGAAAUGGCAGAUGUGCUCUGCAAACAGGAUAAAAACAUUCAGCUGUUCUUCAUGUUGUGUAGAAAUAAUGAGUCUGGCUUAGGGAGAGUAAAUGCAGUGAUGAGUCUCUAGUGUUGAGAGUGAAUUAGUCUGACUUUCCGACUGUUUCUGAAACUUCUGGUUAAAUUUCAGAAUCACUAAGUGUUACAGGCUCUGCACUGAUCGUUUUCAAUUUUAUUAUAGAGAUACUUCGUAAGGAGGCAGCAGUUAUGGUUUCAGGUCUGAGGUACUGACGGCGCUCCUCUCUGUCUGAUGUUGGAGUUAAAUGUCAGAGCUGCAGAUGAAGAGUGUGUGACAGGGUGCAGGUAGGUUUUCCCCUCUGCAGCGGUAGCAGUUCGGUUUCAGGCUGCUCCAUCAGAGCCUGAAGCUACGUAAUCAGUAAAAGGAAGUGAGUUUGUCACAGGACAAAGUCUUUGUUUCUGCUGCGGCUCAGCAAGUCCAGACCCAUGUGUCUGUGUUUGCUGCUCACUCACUGAGACCAACCUGAGAGCUGAGAAACACUCCAUCACAAUCUCAGAGAGAGGAUCUGCAGCACCUGCUCACAGAGACGUGGAGAGGCGGAUGAACCCGCUGGUGUUUUUAUCAGACUGCAGAGAUCAGAGUUGAGGUUCAACAGAGCAGAGAGCAUGACAGAAACUUGACAGAAGUGUGACUACCGAAAGUUCAGGGUUCAGUCAGUCAACUUUUGUUUCAGGUGAUGUUGAGAGUUGAAGCCCCACACCGCCUCCUGCAGGUAUUUCCUCUCCGCCGCUCUCUGCUCCAGCUUCUUCUCAUUAAUGUCCAUGUGGCGCCUUGCAUCAGUUGCGUGCCCGUGUGGUCGCAGGCAGCACGUUUCAUGUUUGCUAUUGUGAUUGGCCGAAUGUGUGAGAGCGUGCACGCAAGGCCUGUUUGUCAGAGAGUGUGUGUGCGUGUGCACGUGAGCUCCCGGUGUGCGCUUGUGUGUUUGUGAGAGGGAGAGAGGAGCUGUUUUUGAGCCGCAGGGAGGUCCUCUCCCCUGAGAAUCUCCCACAAUGCCUUGCACCUCUGCAGGCAGCGGUGGUGGUGGCAGCAGAGGCGGCGGCGGCGACAGCAGGCUGAUUUCCAUGAGAAAAGAGCAUCAGUUGGGUUAAUGGGGGGGAGCGGCCUCUGAGCGGACAAAUGGUAGUUAAUAACCAGAGAAGAAUCGGAAAAGCUCUGAUCCCUCUCUUUGUACUUCUUCACCUUCGAGAAACAGCCUUCAGAGGGGAUGGAGGGGGAGAAGGGGGAGAGGGAGAUGGGUGAGGGGACACCGGGUUCAUGCUGGAAAAGAUGUUUGUGACUAAAGAGCCGCGAGAAGAUUUUUCUGUUUGUUAUUUUAUCAGGACAGAAAAAAACACUAAAACUGAGAGCCUGAGAACAGGAGCACAUUUACACACAGUAUUUACCCUGAGAGUGUGUGUGUGUGUGUGUGCACUCGCAUGUUUGUGUGUGUUUGAAAGAUGAGCAGAGACAGAUGUAUUUAUUUGUGAUAUUUGAGGUUUCACGCAGGAGCUGCAGAGAAAAGAGAGACGGAUGAAAAAUCAGAGCAGAAGGGAGAUGGAGCUGUACAGGUGUAAAAUCAGUGGUUUUAAUUGUUCGGUGUUUGCAGCAAAAUUAAAAUCCUGCACGUGGACACAAUAAACGAUCGGUGAAGAAAUCAGGAUUAAACUCCUUAAAAUGUGGUGAAAUUAAAUUUACAUGCAGAAAACUUCAAAUAAAGUGUAAAAAAAAGAUUUUUCCCCCUCAUAUAAAAUUGUUUAAAUCCUGUUUGUAUUCUGACAUUUAUAGAUAAACAUCUGAGUUGUAUCUGCUAUAGUUUAUUGUGUUAACUCCUAAAUCUGAAUUUUUCCGUCUGUGCUGCUGAAUGUUUGUCAGACUGUUUUAGCUCAGACUGUAAAAUCCACCUUAUGUAACCGCUGAAAAACAAAAUAUCACAUUCUUCUUGUAAGAAAUGAAAAGUUUUAUUCAUAAGCCAUAAAAAUCUCUGUUGCUCAACUUACUUCAGUCCUGGACUUUAUGCUACCAUGGGCCUUACGGCCUGCCCAGCAUGAGCAGCAGCUCAUGGUGGCUAAUGUUAGCAUAGCUUUAUGAAGUAACAACAAUGACAGUGACGUGGACAACAACAACAGUGACAACAAUGAUAACAACAAUUAAUAACAAAAUGACAUUAAUAACAAUAAUAUUAACAAUUUCAAUAACACAGUAAUAAUAAUAACACUAUAACAAUGGUAAUCAUAAAAAAAUAAUAACAUUGAUAAUAAAAACAACAGCAAAAACAACAAUAAUAAAAAUAACAAUAAUUAGAAUCUGAACACUUAAUUUAUAGAAAACAAAAAAUCCUAACAAUAACAAUAAUGUAAGAACAAUUAUGUUUAUGAUGAUGAAAUGGGGUUUUAAAGUGUGCUACACGUGAAAAAAGCUAAUAAAAGAGAAAAAUGAGGAAUUCAACAACUUAAACUUUAUAAUACCCUGACAAAAAAAGAAUAUAGAUAAAAAGAAUGAACCAAUGAAUAAAUAGAAAUAGAUUAAGAAGUGUAAAAUAAUUAAAAGGUCAUUAAAAUCAGAGAAAAUUAAUUUACAAAGACUAACUUGAGUAGACUUAAACAGUGAGGAGUUAAAACAUGAGAGCCUAUAGUACAGAAAUGGGAAUAAAAUAAAACAUUGAACAAAAAAUAUAAAGAUAAAUAAAGCAAAUAAAAAAUGAUAAAAAAACACAAAAAUAAUAAAACAAAAUCAAACAAAUUUAGAAGAAAAAAAAACAACCAAACGUAAAUGCUCAAACAGAUAUGAUAGACAAAUUUCUUGAUGUUUUGACUGCUUGAAACUGGAAUCAAGUGUUUUAUAAGGAUUUAAAGUCACAUUCAGGUGACAUCUGCUGUGUAUGUAUGUAUGUAUAUAUAUUUUAAAGAGUUUCAAAGAUGAUUAUGGAUAUAAAUCUUAUACUGCUGGUAAAGGGGGUGUAAAGUAGACUCUAACUGAUCCCCCUACCUAACUCAAAGGUAAUUACUGUUUUAAGGCUAAACCUUCAUUUAUGGACAGAGUUUUUAUUUAAACUGUUAUAUGUACAGGUAAAAUAUAGCCCCUCUGAUUGGAUGGUUGUUAGUGUUACCAUGACUACAGACUCAGAUCCUCAUGCAGCAGAUUCAACAUCAGAGAAAACAUUUGAAUAAUCAGUAAAGUGAAACUCUUGGCAAAUUUAAUCAUCAUUUAACUGAACAUUUCCUCUGAAGGGAGGUCGGUAGGGACAUUUUCAGCUAAUUUAUCCUCAUUCAAAUUCAAUUAAACAUUUAAACUCACAAUAACUUCAGACAACAUGAGCAUGUUUUCUGCAGGAAUGUAAGUGUUGACUGUUGACCCCCCUCAGUUUACCGUCUGAGAUUUGACGUUGAAACACUUUUAGAAAUAAACUUCAGACUCUGCUGCUGUUGCCACUUUUGCUCUUGUUUUUUCCUCAGUACUUUAGAGAUGCUCUCUUCAGCUCUUCAGCUCUGCAGUUAAUAAAUGUUAUCAAGAGGUUUAGACCAAUCAGAAUCAAGUAUUUGUAGCAGGUGGGUAACAUCACUGCGCAACAGGUGGAGCGUCAGGCUCUGUUACUGAUUCUUGAGUUGUAAUUCCUUCACUGCUGACCUUGUCUCCACAUUGCGACACUCCUCCUCCUCCUCCUUUCCAUCUUCAUCUCUGAUGUGAGCAGAGUUUCUGCGCAGCAGGGUCUCUAUAGAAACUGUGGGUAGAGGGGAGCUGUCUGAACUCAUCUCCAGCAAAAAUAUAUGUUCACAUUUGCAGAGGUGAUGUAAUUACCUCAGCAUGAAUGUAAACGUGAGAUCAGCUGAGAUGAGAUGUUGCUUCAGCUGAAGUGUUUAAAUGAACAGCAGAAAGUAGGGCAUUUAGAACAUGCUUCUUCUUUGUAUGUCUUCUCAGGCAUUGUGUUGAACUUUGCUGAAUCAUUAUCUUAAGCCAAACUUCCAUUCACCUGCUGCAGUCGGCCAUGAUCCUCCUCCCACAGUGACACAGACAUAUACUGUAUCCACUGUAUCCACAACAUCGUCUGUGGACUGUAAACUUCUCACUCAGGCUCAUCCUGGAAGAGUCAUGUUGUUGUUCAGAUCUGUAAAGUAGGGCUGAAAAUCACAAACCUAAUCGAUCCAUGAAUCUCUGACAUGUUGGAGUCAUCCACAAACUAAGGAUGGUGUUUAAACAUGAACACAUUAUUAGUAAACAUGCACCGAUAAAUCAGCCGGCCGAUCGAUCAGCACAGAUUUCCUCAAUUUUGGGGGAUCAGUGAUCGGCUGAUCCUUCCAUAUGAAACCAAUUUUGUCCACCAAUCUUAUCUACCUCAGCAAAGGUCUGAAAGUCAGCUGGUUGUAGCUUUUUGCUUUGCCAGAAUGACAGACCCGCCCACCAGGUCAAGUGUGUUCGCACAGUUAUCCAGAGCAUGAUCAACCAAGCAAGUUGAACCCACUACAAGGCAACCUAAAACUCAGGACAGUCAAUUGGUGGUUUAAGUUGUGUUGUUAGUUUGUCCUGUAGAUGAUUAUUUUACUAACUUCCUCAAAUCUUGUGAUUUCCUUUAUUUGCAAAAGCAAAAUACUGCUGUGCACUUUAUUUUGGUAUGAGGCUCAAAACAAGCCUGCAAUGUGACCUGUUGCACAGGUAUUGUUAAUUUUUUAAAUGUGGGAAAUAAAAACACUAAAGGAACUGAUAUAAUUUAGUCGUUUGAACAGCAAUAUUCUAAACUUUUCAUUUAUAUUUAGGAGAACUACCUUGUGCAGUUAAAAAAAACACAAAAAUUGUAUUGUUUCAAGUAUUGUUCAAUGUUUUUCAUAAAAUAAGAUUGGAGCAUCGAAGGUGCAUGUUGUCAGCUAGAAAAAAGAAUUGCUCAAAAUCAAGCUUUUUAAAAAUCUGUGAUUGGCCAGAAAAUUGUGAUCGGUGCACCCCUAAUUAUUAGAUCUCUUACUGUACGAGGUCAGAUAUCGGCAGGAUCUCACUGAGGCUAAUGUUCAAUUACAGAUUCAUAAUAAUUAUUGUUCUUUUACUGACACUGAAUCACUUUGUUCAUUUUAAAUAUAAAGCUGCUGCACUGUGCUCACUGCUGCUAUCAUCCUCCCAGCUCUACCAGGAGCUAAAGUUAGAAAAUUAUCAGUCAAACACAUCUGUCAGCCUUGCUGCCUGUCCUCAGAUUAGCAGCUUUGAUGUGUCCUGCCGUUUUAUGUGGUCUGAUAUCAACAGGAGCUCAAAGUGGAUAACUUUGGUCAUUUCUCUGCAGAUAUUACAGUUUAAAUGACUCAGAAAAUAAAACAGAUGAGGUGAAAAAUAGAGGCUGCUGAGGUGUAUGCUCAUGUUUAUAGUGUGAGGUGACCAAUAUUGUCUCUCUUCCUGUAAGGAUUUAACGCGUUUGUUAAAAAUACUGAAGACAUGAUGUAGUUUCAGCUCAGUCUGCAGACAGUUCAAAAUUCAAGGAGAGUUUAAACUUCAAAAUAAGUUUUAGAUUGCAGCAGCUAAUCAAACUUUCAGAGCUAAACAUGUCAUUAUUCAAAGCUGCCACAGAGCUGCCAUAUCAGUAUCAGUUUGUUAUCGGGUAAUGAUAUGAUUGGUUUGAAAGUGCUUUGAGACUUGAAUUGAAAAAGUAAUGCAGAUGGUUAAGUAACAUGUGGAGAAAUACUCAGUGUAAAGCGCACUUAAACUGAGCUAGGUACUUGGGACAGAGCCUUUGAAGGUUAGCCAAAUUAUGUGGCAGGCUGUGGCCUAGCUAGUGUGCUGCUUCUCCAUACAGUUUCUCAUUGAGGGGUACGAGCUGACCGAAAUGUGACUAAUACUUUUAAGAGAUAUGUAACUCAUACAGCCUGAGUUCAGCUUAGCGCUGGGCGAUAUGGCCUCAAAUCAAUAUCACAAUAUAUUGAUUGAAUGAUUAAUGGACAAUAACUACUCCACAAGCUGCUUACCCCCUACCACAUUAACUUUGUCUACUUCAGCCUCCGCUCCAGCCGCUACAACUUUUGAACCGUCCUCCAUCUGCUCACCUGUCUUUCCCUCUUUGUUACAGACUGGAUGUUCAAGGGACAUGAGACCAUAGUCUACAUACACACAUCUGAAACCAACUUUUAUUUAUUUAUGUUUUUGACACUAAAUAUAUUGACAUGAGCAAAAUAACGUUGGCUGUUGUAAAUUUCAGUAUUGGUAAAUUUUUGGUUUAUCGCCCAGCCCUACUUCAGAAAUAGUGAAAUAUCCCUCUAACACAGCUUACCUGCUGCCAGUUUGAGUUAUAAGAUGUUUUAUCCAGUCAAAGUUCACCUGAAGCUCAAAUCAAAAGCUCUGCAAGUGACGUGGAUCACCAAACAACUGACCUGGACACAACUUCAAAUUAAAAGCGCUGCGUAAAAACAAAAACCUUUUCUCCACGAAAAACAAAACAAACAAACAAACAAAAAAAACAGAGGAAGCUUUGGCUUUAAAAGGAAUUCGGGUAGUGUUCGAUGUUUUUCCAUGCUUGUGACACAAACACGGUUAAUUCCACCAUCACUGUCAUUUUUCAGUUUUGGUCGAGAUCUUUGCACAGUUAGCAGAAAAAAGUCAGCAGGCUUUCCUCUCUGUAGAAUUUCACCACACAAGAUAGACGCCAUCUGCUCGCGCUGUUUUGAAGCUGUCAUGCAGACAACACACUUCCUGCAUGAACUGCCAGGGUAGAGUUGGCUUUGAAAAAAUGGGCAAGAUCAGAGUUUAUUGUACCAAAUUGUUCCAAACUGGUCUGAACCACUUGGUGGAAACACACCAGUAGAAACCAGGAACAACAGGAUGAUAAGUUCACGUGUUCUUUUUAUAACUUUUAGAUCUUGAACUCUCAGGACAUGUUGAAGUUAUCUGUUCAUCUCUUCAGUAUGAGCAAUGGGUUUGUGAGGUUUUUUAAGUGGCACCAGUUCGGAUUAUAAGUAUAAACUGAUUUCUGAGGUAAAAUAUGAACAUUUUCAUGUCCGUCUCUCACAUUAACAAGCUAUUUAAAAAAAAAAUAUGUUCAAUAGGUGCUCAAACCUGUACAAACAGCCCUCUUCAUAGUGUUUAUAGUUACACAGCCGUGAACCUCAUAUCUUUGGCAGCCUUGACAGAGAGCAGAGUGAUGCUUUUCUGAGUAAUCGGCUGAUUGGAAACAGACAUACAAACAUGCAGAGCUGCAUACACACACUUAAAUAUUUACAGGCUAAUUAAAGUCAAAAAGACCGUUCACAUUUUCAUUUUUAUUAUGCACAAAGUUGCACACGUGCGUUCAUUUAUUCUGUGAGUGUGUGUGCUUGUGUCUGUGCCUGUGUGCGCACAUUCUGUCGGCUCUUGCAGCAUGCCGUGCUGAAAUAGUAAGAGGAUGCUACAUGCUUGAACCACAUACUGCCACUUUUCCUGCUGGAUCUUUUUCUAGGAAGAGCGGGGCAGCUGUGGCUUUUCAGAACCUCCAUCCAUCCAUCAAGCAGCACCCAUGGUUUACACCACACACGCACACACACACACACCCUCCUCUCCACAUUUCUGUGUCUUAAUUUCUCUCCGUCCUCUCUUUUCUUUUUCUUUCUCUCUCUCUCUGUAUGUCCCUCUCUGUGUUGCCCUUCAUCCUCCUCCUCCUCCUCUCAGACGGAGUUUACAGCCCCCGGGCCACUUCCGCCAGCCUGUCUGCUGCAGGUUUAUUAAUAGUCUUUUCUCUGGGUGCAGUAAACAUAGUGCUGGUUCAGGGGGUCGUCUCUCACACACUGAUAGACUUGUACUGGAGCUGAGACUGGAACGGAGAGGCUGUUGGUUUAGAGAUGACCCACAGAAGGAGUGUGGGAAGUAAACACUCACCCUGAAAUAACAAGAACAGAUUUACAGAUUUGGAGAUAUUUAACAGCUUCUUCAGGCCGAGUUUGGUGAGGAGAGAAAUGGGCAGAGAGGCAGGAUGUAAUGUCACAAAGAUCAUCAUGUGAAUUUGUGAUUUGUGUUGAAAAUCUGCAGAAACACCUCGACAUGAUGAUCCACCUCAGCAACUGCUUAACACAGUCAGGUUCAGCUAGUAACAGAUACAAAACUCAUGUUUUUGUACAGAUGUGCUUCUACCUGGUUUCCUGACAAUGGUUCAUAAGGGAUUUUAAACCUAUAUAGUGAUCUCCAUUCCUGAGUCCUGCCUGUUUUUAAUGCAGUGCUGCCUGAGGAUCUUAUGAUCAGGACCAAUCUUGGUUUUGGUCCUUGUCCCUUUUGUACAGAGAUUUGUCCAGAUUCUCAGAAUCUUUUAAUGAUAUGAUGUUCUGCAGAUGAUGAAAUCCACUCAUUCUUUCACAUUUGACACUCAGGAACAUUAUUCUGGAACUGUUGAACUAUUAGCUCACACAGUCUCUCACAGAGUGGUGAACCUCUUCCCAUCUUUCCUUCUCAGACAUUAAGUUUACAUGACACUGGAGAAAACGGAAUUAUUGCCUUAUUCCGAUUAAGACCGGACAACUGAAGUGCACGUAAACACCUUCGUGCGACUGUAAUCAGAGUUUAAGAACUCAGAUUAAGACACCCAGAUAAUGCGAUUGGAGUUAGAUUUUCUCUACCAUGUAACCAGCGUAGUUGGAAUAUGAGUGGAAAAUGCAUGUGCGUGUGUGCCACGCCUCCAUAAUCCCGGAACAAAAACACCAGAGAAGAAGAGUAGCGUGCACCUCAUCUGCAGAAAAAGUAGUGCAUACAUCAUGUACGACAAAAACAACGAUGUACAAUGCUCCAUCUUCUUGCUCGAAAAUGCCCAGCAGCAGUUGUAGCCACUUCUGACGUCUGGCACGGACCUGCUGUUGUUGUUGACAGUUGUAUGGGGAGGAGGACAUGUUCACGUCAAUAAUUCGAUUUUCUCAGCUGCAUGUAUACGGGGACAAGGGGAGAAGUCUGAUUUGGCCAAAAAAAAAAAAACACGAAUUAUAAGCUUUGUCUGAUGAAGCUGUGCAUGUAAACACACUGAGUGAGGCUCAGCCUCUCUGAAUGUCCUUUUUAUACCCAGUCCUGUUACUAACCUGUUGGACAUUAACCUCAUUAGUUGGGGUUGUGUGUUUGAUGAAAGUCCUCAAAUCCUUCAGCUCUUCAUCUGACCUGUUAUCAGUUUGCAGACUUGCAGCUGGUUUAUUGAAAAGUUUGGUAGAAAUUACUUCAGAAAAAGUUGUUGUUUUGUUAUAACUGAAGACAAAUAAUCCAUCAGUCUUUGCUUUGAUUUUGCUGACAGAUCACUCUGUAAAUGUUGAAUUAUCAGAUUCAUUCAGCUCUGAUCAGUUUUAGGUUGCAGAUCAUGCAUCUUUGGAUCCAAAAGUUUAUGCGGACUUUCAGGUGAAUGCAGACUGUUAAAUCUCUGUCUGUUAGAGUUUUUCUCCACAGAAUCUUUUGGUUCUAUUUGGAGACUCAAACAGCUAUGUGGUCAGGCGUGUUUUCAGCAGAUAUUAUUUUGAUAUUGAAAUAAAAAAAAAUGUGUUGUUGAUAUGUUCAUGUUAAAUAAGCAGCACUGCAACAGAAUAAUCUAUAAUGAUAACUAUAAAUAAUUAUGCAUAAUUUUUAUGAUUUAAAGCGGUCUAACCAGCUGAAAACAAACAUCUCUGUCUCAGUUUUAAUGAAAGUUUAAGUUUGUUCCUUUGAUGAAACUUAUAAACCAUUUCGUAAUCAUUAAAAUUUUCGUUCUCUAAAAAACCUGAAGUCCAUUAAACAAAGCUUUUCUUCAGUCUGAUAGUAUUUUUCUCAUCAUGGAGUGAUGUGAUGAUUUCAUGCUUCAAACAUGGACCUGAUCUGACAAAUUAUGAAGUUUAUAUUUGAUCGUUUAUCAAAUAUGAUGGACGCGCACACUGAUCCGUGCAGGAUUCAGACACUGAGGUUUCCUGGGAUGUGACUGUAAACCCAACAGUCAGUGAGCGCGCUCAGAAUGAUGUACGAGAAAGAGUUUUUAAGGUCCCAACACGUGACUCAGCACACAGUUAUGUGUGUGUCACACCUUAAAAAUGGACCUGGUCCGUGCGGUGUGUUGUGGUGCGGUGCGGUGCAGAGAUGUUGUUUGGUGAGUCAGUGGCAGUUUGAAACCUGAUCCUCAGACAGUCAGUGUGACUCAGAGCUGCAGAUACAGAGACAGUUAAAGACUCACUGAGCUGAUCCAGAGUCAGUGUGUGAGUCAGUGAGAGAGGAGGAAACAGGAGGAAACAGCAGGACAGAGGAGAAAGUGUCUAAAUCAGAGCGUAGGUGAAUCAGCCCCUCUUCCUUCCUCCAAAGUGAUUUUUAAUGAGCGCUCCACACCCUGCUCAGACAUCCAGCUCUCACCACAAACUGAAGUCGGACCGCUGCUGAGAAAGAGUCCAUGACUGAGAAAAUGAGGGGGAGAGAGAGAGAGAGAGAGAGAGAGAGAGAGAGAGAGGGGGGGGGGGGGGGUCAUCAGACAUGACCUGAAAUCAGAGCGCUAACCCUAACCCUCAUGAACCACAGAACUCAUCCUCAGCACCUUUCAGCAGAGUUACAGACACACAAAAAACAUCACAAUUACACAAAACACCUCAGUAUCCCCUUCAUCAUAUCACAGAGUUACGGUCAGAGCAUCUGCAGGCUGAUGCAUCCUCCCUCAAAACCUUUCACCUUCUUGGAAUUUUAAAUGGUGCAUGAAACAGACUGAAACUAACAGUGAUGUGUCUCUAUGAUGUGAAAAAGCAAAUAGGACUAUCAACGACAAAUUUAUCAAUGUGUUGUAGAUUUAAAUGCUUCUGUCUUCUGUGAGGAGUGAGGCACGGGUGCAGAGGAAAUCAAUCAAUCAAUCAAUCAAUCAAUCAAUCAAUCAGUCAGUCUUUAUUCAUUUAGCACCUAUUCAAGUGUUAUCCGCAGAUGCUUAACAAAAAAACCUGGUCUAGACCAUCCUCUAUUUACAAAGACCCACUGUGAAGAUGGGGUCAGACUGAACCCCAUCCUAUAAGAUCAGACCCAUCUCAUCUUCACCCACAUGAGUGAAAGACUCAUUUAUCGAGUUACAGUGGAGAGGAAGAACUUCCUUUAUCAGGCAGAAACCUCGGAGAACCAGACUCAUGUUAGACAGUGAUCUGCUGAGAUUGAGCUGGGUUUAGAGAGGAGAUAGAGGGAGAGGGAGAAAGAGAGAGAUGGACAGAGGAGAUACAGAUAGAGGGAGAUGAAAAAAGAGAAAAAGCCCAUGUAGAACCCUGUUUAUUAAGGCUGGGACAAUGUGCUUCUCUCCCAAUUCGAUUCUUCUACGAUUAUUUGGAUGCCGAUUCAAUUUAAAUUGUGAUUCUACGAUAUUGUCGAUUUUCUCGAUCUUCAGUCUGCAUUUUUAACACCAGUGAAACAGCUGAAUGAUUACGAUUGUCUACUGACUAUUCCAGGAACCAUAUUUCAGCAAAAAAUACACGUCACAUGUGAGUCAGUUUUUAAGAUUUAUUCUUAAGUUUGAAAAAAAGAAAGAUCGAUUUUUGAACAUAAAAAUUGAUUAAAAAAUUGUUAAACAAAAAAUCUUGAUACUUAUGUGAAUCAAUUUUUUCUCCCACCCCUACUUUUUACUGGAGGUUUUCUUAAAAGCAGCCACACUUGUGCAGAGUGUGCAGACAUUAUAUUUUCUUUAAUCAUUUUCUUUAUUUUAUUUUUUAUUCAAACUUCUUUACGUAUCAAUAACAAAAUAAAAUGUACAAGAAAGACAAAAGUAAAUCAUCACAACAUACUGAGCCUUGUGAGUGUAGGUAUGGUCCAUUGCUAAUUUUCAUCUGCCUAAUUAUCUGGUUAAAAUGAGGUGAAAUAUUAAAGUAACAUCAGUGUGAGCUUUGUAGGACUCUUUCUUUUCUGCUGUAAACCAGCUUUGUCAGUGAGUGCAAAGAGAGUCAUCUGAACCUGAACUUUGAUCACUGUGACCGAUGUGUUAUUUGUCCAGAACAAAACUCAGAGCACUGUCACUGAGUAAGAAGAAAAAUAGAGAAACAAUCAUUUCCACAUUUGUGUUUGUACCCUCUAAUUUAAAUUGAACAGAAAAAUCUUUUUUUUUAGCAUCAAUGACCCCAUUUAAUAUUACCUAAACUUAAAAAAAGCAUUAAAAAAGUUUUUUACAAUAAAUCAGAGCUGUAAGCAUCUGAAUACUAAUGUUCAAUUUUUAAUGCAUUAUAAUAAAACCCUUGAUUCACUGAUCAUUCAUGAUGUGAAAAGGUUGUUGUACAUAAUCCAGUCAAUAUAAACCUGAGUUCUCUAUUACACUUAAAUUUAAUAAAGACCAGUUUGAUUCUGCAGCUCUUCCCUCAUCCCUCUCUUCUUCUUCUGUCCUUCAUCACCUGUUUACUCCCUCACGCACUUGUUUGUCAUGCCCCCCUCCCCUCCCCUUACCCUCUCUCCCCCUUUCUGCCGUGUUUUGAUCCUGUCUCCCCUUCUUCCCUCCCCCCUCCUCCUUCUCAUUAUUUCCUCGAGUGUGUCCUCCUCUCAGUCUUUCUCUCCUCUCAGCUUUGAUUUCCCCUCCUCUUCCUCACCCCCUCACCCCCUCAGAGGUGUUCCUUCAGAUUCACAUGUGGUCCCAGAGCAACUCCACUCUGGAGUUUCACUCUGCCUUUCGCUCCUUUCCUAUUCCUCUCCUCUUGCCCCCUUCUUUCUCUCCUUCCAUCCUCUUCUCUUCACCCUUCUCUCCUUUUCCUCUCUCUUUUUCUCCUUCUCUACUCCCAUUAACUUUUUCCUUCUUCUCUCCUUCUAUCCUUUUCUUGUUUCCCCUCCAUCCUCCCAUUUGUCAUCCUCCCCUUCCCUCAUCCUUAUCUCCUUUUGCCUAAAACUCUCUAUCUCUCUUCCCUUUUUCUCCUCCUCUUUCUUUUCCUCUGUUUUUCUCUCAUCUUUUCUUUCCUCCCUCUUCUUGUCUCUCUUCCUUCUCUGCCUUCUUUUCUCCUCUUUUGCCUCCUUUUUUACCCUCUCUCAUUUCCUCUUGUCCCUUCCCCCUGCUGUCCUCUUCUUUUCUUACAUCCCUCCAUCUUUUAUCUUCCUUCCCCUCCCCUUUCUUUCUUUCUUUCUUUCUGAGCGACAACAACAAGUAGAAAAAUGAAGUUGGUUUGGAGUGUGAGUCCCCUCAGGGCCGCUGUUUUCGGUGUGAUUGAAGGCCUCUGUGUGCCUUGUGUGUGUGUGUGUGUGUGUGUGUAUCUGUCCGUGUGUGUGUGUGUGUGUGUGUGUCUGUCCUAAUUGAAUGAUAAAGUGGCCUGAGAUGGAGAGCGGUGAAUAGCCAACAAUGGCCGCCUGUGUGUGGUGGAGGGUUUUUGGUUCAGGUCCAGCCUCAGCCUCUCUGCUCCGAGAGGGGGCUAUUAUAACACUCUCUGCUGGACCCGGUCACGUGAUGCUGCCUCACCCCUCCUCCCUCACCUUCCCAAUUCACCCCCCUCCUCCCCCCUCAGUGCGAAGCGGCCAAUCGGCUCUCAUCAUGUUUCUCUUCUCUCUCCUGCUCCAGUCAGAUGAUUUUAUUUAUCCGGCAGGUGACGUUUACUAGCUGCUACCUGAGUGUGCAUGCAUGUGUGUGUGUGUGUGUGUGUGUGUUGUGUUUGUGAGUGAGUGAGAGAGGUAUGUUGAUAAAUUACAGCCCCAAUUCUGAAAAAGUUAGCGUGCUAUGUAAAAUGUCAGCUAACUUUAUUAAACUAAAAAUAGAGAAUGAAAAAUAAGUCAGAUGUUAAACUGAAAAUGUUUUUGUUUUAUGAAAAAUCGACACAUUCUCAGUUUUGGUCUAAUGUCUGUAAAAAGUAGUUUCAGCCUCAUGUAUUUUAUUCUGUGUCCUCACCUCUCCUUUUACCAUCUCUCUGUAAACCUUAGUGAGUUCAGCAGACCAGUUUUUGGAGUCUGAAAGUGAAAUGUUGUCCCAUUCUUGCCUGAUAGAGGAUUUUAGCUGGUCAACAGUUCAGGGUCUCCUCAGGAGUUGCGAGCAUCUCAUCUGCAGAAAAAGUAGUGUGUACAUCACGUACGACAAAACUUCUGAUGUCUGGCACGGACCUGCUGUUGUUGUUGACAGAUGUAUGGGGUCAACUGAAAACAGCACCACUGAAAAGACCCAUAUCACCCCCUAGUUUUGGGGAGGAGGUCACGUUCACGUCAAUAGUUCGAUUUUCUCAAGCAGCAUGUAAACACAGACAAGGAAGGAAGUCUGAUUUGGUGAAAAAAAGGAUUAUGAGCUUAGUCUGAUUAAGCUGUGCAUGUAAACGCACUGAGUGUCUCGCUGAAGUAUGAAGGUCUUCCCUGAAAAACUCCUAAACCUUGCUCCUAAACCUGUAGAUAUUGUACAGCAUUAAUGGAGCCUUCACAGAUGUGGAAGAUACCCAUGACAUGUACUCUGGUGAUCCACAAACCAUCAGGGAGGCUGGCUUUGGUCUGGGUGUUGAGAACAAGCCAGGAGGUCCCUCUACUCUUGAGAAAGGAGGAUGUAAAUUCUAUGAUUUCCAAGGGAGUGUCAGAUUCUACUCCACCAAUCCACAGGACAGUUUUCCACCUGUGAAGUUACUGUAAAUUUCUGUAAUUUCAGCUUAAUAAUUUGUCUUCAGUGACAUAAUUUCAGCUAACUCCUGUGUUGUCCUGUUUGUGUUUUUUAUUUCAGUGCGACUCAUUAACAGUCUGUGCAAAUAAAUUUAAAUCAUAAAAACAUGUUGAUGGAAGUCUCUUAGAGCUGCUGGAAAGUCUCACUCUCACUUUACUCUAAAAUCGUUUCAGUUUGUGAGUUGUAGGCUUUUAAACGUUAAUCGUUAGUGGUUUCAUUUCUUGUUAACAAAAGGAAACUAAUAAAAGAAUUUUACUAACAUAUUUUAUUUUUUCAGGAUAUAUUUGGACAUUUUUGUGGGGUGUAAAAUAAUGUCAAUCAUCAUCAUAAACAACACCCAACAAGUAUUCGGAUAUUAAAUUUCUAAAUAUUGUAAACCUCUUGUCUCUGGCAGUAACUCUGUGUCCAGGUAUAAUCCGCGGGUUUCUGUUGUUUGGUUUAGUCCGGUUUGGUUCAGUCUACUCUGAUCUUGUAUUUCCUCAGCGGACUGAACUCUACUCUGGUUCUGGACUCCGGCAGCACGUUGGCUGUGUUAUAGCCUCAGAGCUGCUUGGUUUUUUUGGAGCGCCUGUUAACAGAUCGAACUUUUCAGACUGUUUGCUCGAGCGGUGCCUCUCACCUGAUGUUGUUUUAAUGAGCAGCAAAGAUCUUGGUCAAAAAUAUACACAAAAAUGAUGAACGGAGAGCUGCUUUGACUUUGUGUCAGAGGAAUGACAAAUGUAUAUCUCGAAUCAUUGUCAAAGUAAAAGUCUGAUCCCUGUUUUCUGUUGAAAGACUCUCUUUGUUUUCCCAAAAUGCUUUUAUUUGAAAUUGUGUCCAAGACCGGUAGUUAGCGAUAGAAGUAACUUACUCUAACACUUAAAGAUGAACUUGUUGUCAUGACACCUGGCUGCAUGUAAGCUCUGUUAAUUAUAAAACAAAAUCAGUUAACAGGAAAUACUUCUUUCUGUGUGAAUUUUCUCUCUCUUUGCAGAUGAUUUCUCACCUCUAAUGAUGGAAACGACUGUUAUUGUGCAGAGAAAACCUGUAAAAAUUCACUUGUUUUUAGAUAGUUUAAAGCUCUGCUGAAGGAGUCACAUCUGCUGUGAGUUUUUAGAAGUUGAAAUGUCUUACUGUGUUCAGAAACAGUCACAUAGUCAGCAAUGAAAGGGAGUUAGUCCUGUUAGAAAACGAUUGUCCCUUGUCUUUUAGCCUGAGAAACGGAAAGACUCAAUGUUGGAGUCGAUAAGGACUGGAAACAUUGAAGAGUCCUAAUAACAGUGCCAGUAUAACUAGAAGCUAAAGAUCUCCGUCCUUAGACUCUGACAGAGAGAGGAGACAUGAACACUCCUCAGACAGAGCUGUGUUUUCACUCUGACAGGGUUCAGUCUGAUUUGAGUUUUAAAGAGAAAAAACAGACAGACUGACUCUGAACUGAAAUAACCCUGAUCAUCGUCUCUUCAUCUUUUCCUCUGUCUCUAUCUGUCUGUACCUGUUUGCCGGCUCCUUUCUCUCUCUCUCCUCCUUUCAUCUCUUUCUUGUUAUGUCCUUACCCCUCCUCCUCCUCCUCAUCUUCCCUCCUCGCCUCGCCUGUCGUACGGCCGUCACCCUCCUGGAGGAGCCGCAGCCUCCGAUCCUCUGAACCUGAUCAGGUUUCAGAAAUAUCCCAGGAAUGUGAGCUGCCCACUGCCCAUUUUUCAAGACCCUGUUUAUGCAAGAAUGUUAUUUUUACAAGUCAGUCUACCCUUAACACACACACACACACACACACACACACACACACACACACACACACACACACACACACACACACACUGCUUUCCUCUUUUUCCCAUCAUUAAUCUGAACAUCCUCUGAAAAUACACACUCAUAGAGCAGAUAACAGAAAAAAGCAAGAGGUGUGUGUGUGUGUGUGUGUGUGUGUGUGUGUGUGUGUGUGUGUGUGUGUGUGUGUGUGUGUGUGUGUGUGUGUAUCAGAUGUGUUGAAACCUGUAGAUUUCUGGAAACAAAAGCUGGUCUAACAAUGCCUGUUGUUUCAGUCUGAGCUGACGCUGCCAGACUUAGAGAUUGUUUGUUGCUGACCUGACAGAGAGAGAGAGAGGGAGAGAGAGAGAGAGACUCAGUGGUCGAACGAACAAAUCAGAGCACAGACAGGAGCUCUAACUCUGCAAAGUCCUAAACUCUGAUCUGAUUGGAGGAUUUCGUUGUCCUAAAUAAUAGUAAUAACUGUGUAUUGAUGGAGAUUAUAAUCCAGGGUGAUCCUCCUGUUUAGUUCUCUGUCAGGUUUGAGUUUACUGUGAUUCAGCCUGAAGCUGGUUUUGAUAAAACUGUCUUUACCUCCUCGCUAUAAUGACUUUUCUGUUUUUCAAUGUGUGUUUGGUCAAAUCAGAGUCACAGUGAGCUCUGUUAGCAGGUCUGUGUGUAAACAGAGGAAACCUGACUGUCGUACAGAUUUGUGUUUACAUCCAGAAUAACUUUCCUCUUGAGUUGUAGGGGGGGAAUCACCUCAGAGCACAGUAAGGUGUGGGAGUGCCUGGUCUGCUUGAGUGAGACCAGGUGUGGGAAGGUGAUUUAAGUCUUUCAGCUCCAGUGCAGAGUGCUGACUCCUCUCUUCCUGAGAGGAUCUAUCUCUGUGGUCUUUCGAGUCGUGGCGAAGUGUCCAUUAAGGCACUCAUAUUUUGUAGAAGGAAUGUUUGUUUCUGGCUUAGAUUGGGUUGUAGACAUCGGUUCCUUUAGUGUAUCCAGCAUUUUAUGUUUAAUGUUCAAGCAUCCCUGGCAGUCUUGUUUCUUUGGUUAAAGAGGUUAUUUCAGAUUUUUCUGAGUGUUUGGUUUGGGCCAGCUGCUAGGCAGCGGUGGUUUUGUUUCCUGCUUAUCCAUCUGUGUUUAGGAAGUUUGAACUUCCAGACCUUUGCAUUUCCCUCUCCAUUUAUCAUGUGUGAUUUCAGUGGUUACCCCUACAGGGAAACUUUUAGGGCCCUCCCCCUUCUUGGUCCGCAGUUGUUUUCCCUCCCUCUGACAGAGGACUGCAACCCUGUGAUUUUUUUUACAGUUUAUAUUACAGAAUAUAGAAAAUACAGCUAAAGGCUGUGAGUUUUAAGACCUUCUAAAUCAUGAGUAUUUUCUGUCACACUAAUAAUGUUUCAUUAGCAAAUUUAUAAAGCCUUAUAAAUGAGACUUUAAAAUGACUCUUAUAAACAAUUGCAAGCAUUCACAACAACAUAAAUCAAUGUGUAUUAAGUGAUAAAAGCAAUGAAUACAGUUCUUUAUAUAUACAUGAUUUUUAAUGUAUUAUAUCCUGAUGAAAAACAAAGGGCGGCGUCUUUUAAUUCUCAGGUUUACUUACACAUUUGAACUCCCCAAACUUUAUCCAGUUCUGAAAUACGUCAAUGUCAUUUGACUUAAAAAAUCUGUUUAAUUUGAAUUAUUUUGUUUAAUUUAAAAAGCUUUAGUUUCUGAUAUAAGAGUAGUUUACUUUUGUUUUACCUCUACAGAGUGAAUCUCCAGCUGCAGGCCUCUGACAGCUUUAUUUAGCCUCUGGCUUAAGGAGUCUAAGUGUUAGGGCUGGGCGAUAUGGCCUUAAAUCAAUCUCACCAUAUAUUAAGCAGUUCACCUUGAUAACAAUCAAUUGACGAUAACCACUCCACAAGCUGCUCACCCCCUCCCACAUUAACUUUGUCUACUUCAGCCACCGCUCCAGCUGCUACAACUUUUGAACCGUCCUACAUCUCCUCACCUGUCUUUCCCUCUUUGUUAUGGACUGGAUGGGGUGGAGUCACAUCUCCGACAUAGGACAGCGUCUUAAAGAGAGAUGAGACCAUAACCUACCUACACACAUCCAAAACCAACUUUUAUUUGUUUAUUUUUUUGACACAGAUAUACUGAUAUGGGCAAAAUGAUUAUGUUGUUAUUGUCGUAAAUUUUCGGUAUUUGUAAAUUUUCGGUUUAUCGCCCAGCCCUACUAGGUGUACAUUAGGAUAUUAUUACAGCUCUACUUUACUCACUCAUAGUCAUUUAUUAUCUCCACUGUUUCCCCCAGUCAUCACUUCCGGUAUUAAAAUGCUGUGUUCAUCUCUUUGUUGUUACUUGUUCUUCAAAUAUUUAUUUAUUUUUCACUUCAUCUAAGUCAUGCUGUAAAGUGUUGUAAGACUGAAAAACACAUUGAAUGAGUCUCUAUGAUUCCUGACCUGUAAAAUAUGUCAUUCAAAAGCACGGUUGAGCAGCUGCUUGACUACAGUGUGCAGGAGGGACAAAAGGGCUUGUGAUAAAAAGAGACUUGUUUCCCAACAUGCUUUAUGUUGGACUGGAUACCUGGUUUGUUCAGCUUAUUGUUUACGUCUGUGAACAUGUGAUGGUUUCCUGUUGGUUGGUGUUCAUUUUGUAUCAGAAGGAUGUUGUUUCAUUCAGUCAGGUGUUACUUUGUGUUUGUCUUUAUUUUUGAGUUUUGAGGGAAACAGAGAUACCCGGAGGACAGACUCAGUUUAGCAGAAAUAUCAAAAAUGUGUUUUGAUUUGAGAAGACAAGAGAGGGAGACAGAAAGAGAGAAAGACAGGGAGUGAGAGAGACAAAGACAGACAGAGAGGGAGAGAGAGAUAGAGGGAGGGAGAGGGUGUAGAGGGCGAGGUAGGGGGAGGGCGUUUGGCGUGGAGCCCGUUGGCACAGUGCCCACAUCUCCGGCUGCUGUGGAGCUCGGAGUGACGGCCAGGACUCCCCACCAGAAGGGCUUUCCCCAGAAACACCACACGUACAUACACAGACACACAUGCACGCAUGCACACACACACACACACACACACACACACACACACACACACACACACACACACACACACACACACACACACACUGCCCAUGUGCUUACUGUCAACAUUUUGAUAAAGCUCUGCCAGCAGUGUGUGCGUGUGUGUGUGUGUGUGUGUGUAUGUGUGUGUGAACCGCUGAUUGUGACUGAACAGUUUUUACCAACUUUGCUGGUAUCAGCUGAUGUCAGAGUAAACGUCAGUGUCCUACUUAUUGGUUUCAGUCUGCAGGUUUAGACUUUUAUUCUGCAUAUUUGAUGAUGUUUCAGCUGCACGUCUCCAUUCUGCUCGUCACUUCUAUCCCUUUGUUUUCUGCAGCUCUGCACAGGUAAAUUCAUUUAUGGGUGAUCAGGAUCACCUGGUCCUGAGUGACUGAAAGCCUCAGAGGACUCUGCUGUCCUAUCUCUCAGUCCGAGGAUCCUUGUUUUUCAUCUCAGCUCUGUUGUUGUAGUUAUCUUGAUUUUUUCUUUAGUUGAUCUUGAUUACAUUUUAAUUUUUUGUUUGUUUAUAAUGGUGAAUUCCAUGGCUGAGUGUUUUAGUCUGUAUUAACAUUUAACUUUGGGUCAUAAUGUGGACAGUGGUUUUUCCUUGAGGGACACUUUAGGCAGGAAGUAGCUGUAAUCUGAACUCUUCUUCUAUGAUACUGAGUUUUUCUAAAUUGUUCAUGAAAAACUUCAAUAAUCUGUUGAACUGUAUCAGUUGAGUUUCUGUGUGCCAGGAAAAGAUAUUAAUUAAAUUAUCUGAUAAGGCUCUGAAAAACUUGAUGUACCCAACCUGUUGAGUAUCAUUCAUAUUCAUGUUCAUAACAUUAAUAAUUUGAGUGUUACAACCAUAGACUGUAUACUGAAUGGAGAGCAUCUGCCUCCUUGCUGGGUGAAGCCACUCCGUGAACAGCACCCUCUGGUGACGGGCUGCAGUAUAGGUCAUAAAUCCCGCCUCCUCCAACCAUCCUUAUGGAGCUGUGGACAAACUCUAGUAAUUUAUUACACAGAAUAUCCAUUUUUCCCCCCCUGGUUGCGAUGUUGCCAUGUAGUUACUGUAAGACUGGUUUGUGCUCAAGUCCUCUUUUUUUUGUACAGCUCAGUUUUUAAAGUUAUUAGGGGGUUCAUGUUUUCUUUGAUUGACACUUGAUACAGCCUAUGAGCAUACGAAGAUUGCAUAGCUCACCCAGUGGAUACGCUGUUUGAGUCGAGCGUCAUCACAGCAAUUCUCCCGCUAAAUACGUACAAUGCUACUGCGCAAGUGGUGGAGUGCGCACAACGCUACUGUGCAAUGUUGGUUUCAGGAAGUGGAGAAAAAACCCGGAAUUACCGAGAGCUUUUUGGCUUCAAAUCCAUAUACUGGCGGAAGGCGGAACCAAGUUGUCCAUAGUUUAGACAGUCAAUGUUUACAAACCAAAGUGCAGCUCCUCCUGCUCCUCCUGCUCCUCUCCCUGCUCUCCUCCUGCUCCCGCUUUAUGAAUGAAUACAAAGAAUCAAGGACAGACCUGCAGGAGGAGGAUCUGCUGAUCUGAGGUCCAGUGAGUGAGAUGUGCUGUUCUGAGCACCCAUGUGGAAGCUAUGGGCCUGUUCAUGCAUGCAUAUGUGUGUGUGUGUGGUCUGUGUUCUCACUAACACACACAUUCUCAGUGUCACAUAGGCAACAUGGACUCAGUGUCACCCCAACAACCUGACUGACCCCACCAUCCUCCUCACUCACACACACACACACACACACACACACACACACACACACACACACACACACACACACACACACACACACACACACACACAUAUAUACAGAGAACUUGUUGUGUAUUAUGAAUGGUUUUUGUGUAUGGUUGUGUGUAGUAAAGCAAACUUUUUUGUGUUUAUGUAGUAUAGAUGAUGAUAAUGAUGAGGAUGAUGUGUAUAUGUGUGUGUGUUUGUAGCCCUCAGUCCAUCACUGUUUACUCUGAGAGUGCAGAUAUGAUAGAAAUGAUGAAGAUUAUGAUGAUGAUGAUGAUCGUAAUUAUGAAGAUAAUUGUGAUGAUGAAGAUGAUGAUAAUGAUGAUGGUGAUGAUAGUAAUUAUGAAGAUAAUUGUGAUGAUAAAGAUGAUGAUUAUGGUGAUGAUGAUGAGGAUGAUGAUGAUGAUCGUGACGAAGUCAUCAUCGUGAUAAAGUUGAUGAUGAUGAUUAUGAUGAUGAGGAUGCCGAUGAUGAUAUUGAAGAUGAUUGUGAUGAUGAUGAUUAAAAUGGUGAUGAUGGUGAUUAUGUUGAUGAUGAUGAUGACGACGACGACAACGACAACGAUGAUGAUGAUGAUGAUGAUGAUGAUGAUGAUGAUGAUGAUGAUGAUGAUGAUGAUGAUGAUGAUGAUGAAGAUGGUAACAGUCUUAUUUCUGGCUGUGUCCGAAAUGAAUCCCUAACCCCUAACCCCCAUAUGGGGUUUCACUAUAUAGUUGACUAUGUAGUGAACUCAAUCACCAGAGGUUUCGGACACUACAUGGCAAGAUGCAAUAGAUGAUGGGAUUCCCACCACCGGUGAGUGACCAUCAGAUGGUCUCUACAUUUUGCAGUGCUUUAUGGGAAAUUUUGAGUCGCCUAUAUGGGGCACUGGAAUUGAUCACUCAGGUUUCGGACAGCCCUCAAAACGGCGCUAACCCCCAUAUAGUCACCUAUAUAGGGGUUAGAGAUCCAUUUCGGACACAGCCUCUGUCUUAGCCUGCUCAUGCUUGAUAGAGGCUGCCAUCUUUGUUUUGGUCUGUCUGUCAAUCAGAGGCUGUGUCUAUGAUCAGCUGACCUGUGAAGGUGAAACAGCCUGAAACUGUCGUACCUGUCUGUUCUCACUUCAGAUGAAGGAAAGCUCAAACUUUUCUGAGUGGGUUUUGUCCUGUUUGUCCUGAUCUGGUAUCAGUAGAAAUUUUCUCGCAUUUUAGUCUUAAAGAGGGGUUAAUGGUCUUAUGAUCAAGGCCGUGUCAGCCUCCCUGCUGUGAGCAUCAUGUCCUGUCUCCUUGCAUACAUACUACAAUCACAGUAUUAGAGGAAACUGCAGUCAAACAAAAAAAAAAGAUGAGCCGCUAAAAAAUUGAGGUCUGGGUCUGACCUCAGUGAAGACAACACAGGACAGAAAGAAGUCAGGAAAUAAUGUUAAAAUUAAAACCAUAAAUCUGUUUCAACACUAACAGCCCAAUCAUGUUAUUGAAUAUGAAGAACAGAGCAGAGCUCAGAAACAGGGACUGAUGAGGGAUAGGAGCCUGGAUGACACAUGUAUACACAAACAGUUGCUGAAUGAUACUGUGUUCCCAAAGCUGACCUCAAUGAAAGGAAAGGGCUUUAGUGUUUAUCUUUGUUAGUUAAUCUACAUAAAUAUACUAAGUUUGAUUAAAGCCGUUUUCCAGAUUUAACCCCACACACCUCUUUCGGGUUGGAUUAUCUGAUGCGUUGCUGCAGCAGAGAAAGGAGAACACAUUUCAACAAUGUUAAAACUGAUAAAAAUGUAUCUUAACUCCAUUUUUAAAGAAUAAAACCUAAAGUCAAACAGAAAACUGGCAUUACAAAAGAAUUAUAUCAUAUAGUCUGUAUUUAUCAGACAGACCCAGAAAAUGAUUUACCUGCAUGUUGUUGAAAAAACCCAUCUAACCCAGCCGCUGAGUUUUGAUCAGUAACUGUCUGCAGAUUCAGGCUGAUCCAGGAUCAGCAGCUUCAGGGUCUCUGGGUGACAGUUAGUUUCCCUCCCCCCUCAGACCGCAGACCAGGCUAUCUUUAGCUCCGACCCAGGGUCGUGGUCUGGUUUUAUGACCACAUCCCGACCCAGCACGACCUGGACCAACUGUCAGGACAGUGAGGGUUUGGCACUGAAGAGCAGAAACUCUUCCUCCCUUACCCUCCUCCUCCUCUUUGUCACCUUCCUCCCCUCAUCCCAACUCAGGUUAGAGACCCAGGCAAGAGAGGAACUGAAACCUGGGGAGGAGGGGGAGGGAGGGAGAGAGAGAGGGAGGCAGCAGUGAUGAAACACAAGUUUGAGCUGUUCUUAUUUUUACUCUCCAGAGUUGAUCUGCGUCUGUGUCGGGUCGUUUUUCUGCAGCAUGUUCUCUUAUUUUAUUAUGAAAUGAAUCACAGAAUAAAACUGAUCAGAUUUCACUUCAUGAUAAAUCUUAACAGAUUUAUACCUCUGCCUGCUCAGUCUUAAAACUUUAUUUCUCUCAAUCCUCUUUCUUGAUACCAGCAUAGAAACUUAAAGCUUCAGUCAGGGUUUUUCUCUUUGUUUUGAAUUUUGGCGCCCCCUGUGGACAGAUCGAUGCCUUUGAAAUCACAGCUGAUUCCUGUCUGUUCUCAAGAAAGUCCUUUUUCCUACAAUAAUAUUUCACCUUGUUUAAUUUUACGACUUAACUACAUCAUUAAUUUAAAAUCUAUGCUAGGAAAAUGUUAAUCAACUUAGUGGAUCCCUCUGCGGUUUUAGACACUAUAACUGUGUCGAAAUAAUCAGUCUCACUGCUGAUGGACAGAAAGAGGCCUCAGAAUUAACUUCAAUUUCUCAGAGAAGGAAAUGUGUCAGGCUGAAUUUGUGAUGACUGAUUGUGAGCUCUCAUUGUGUGAUCAGUAAAAUAUCGUAAAGGGGGUUUCGUUUGAUAAAAAACAUUUUAAAGAGUCUGUCUUUAGUCUAUCUUUUAGCCAGUUGGGUCACUUAAAUACUUAAAAUUACAUGAUUUCUAUGGACAGAAACAUCCACAAGUUGGACUGGGCGAUUAUAUGAUCGUGAUCGAUGACUGUGAUAAAUUUCAGUUCGAUCACGGUGAUCAGCUGUGAGCAUAUUUACUCGAUCAAACAUGGUGGAAAUGUGAGUCACAACAGCCAAUCACAGUCGAGCCUGUCCUGCUCGCUUCUGUUAGUUGCCGGAGAAGUGAACAAGAGAAGUAAACAGAAUGACUGAACAUGGAGCUAAACGCGGAGCUGAGGGCAGCAAGAUAGUUGUCAGCCAUGACUUUGAGUCAUUCUCCAAAGAUGUUAUUGUUGAAAAGUUAUUCAACGUCGGUUGUGUUGCGGUGGUUCGGGUAUCUCCAAAGUGACAUCGAGUAAUUAAGCUGAUGAGCAAGGUAUGUCGGCGAUCGGUGCCCUCAAAAACUGGCUACACAACAAAUCUGUUUAAUCAUUUGAAGAAGUACCUCCCCAAUGAUUAUGCGGAAAGCAUGAAAAUGUGAGCGGAGUCUCUACAGCCUGUCACUGCUGACAGCACGAGUAGCAUUAGCAGUUUAGCGACAACUAGCAGUGCAGCCACAGACCUAGGCAGCGAUUAAUCGUAUCAUUUACGUUUACAUCAUCUAAUGUUUACAUUUUAAAGAGUCUUUAUUAUCUCUAAGGGGGCGAUUUGUUUAUUUUGGGUCUUGCAUACCUGCAAAAACACACAGGACUGUAAAUGAGUUCACUGUAUUAUCUAGUAUUUAUCUACAUUUGUUGUACUGUUGAGUUAAAAUGUUUUAUUUGUUAUAUUUUUCUAAGUUAACCUUAUUCAAUUUGCUUUGUUAUUUGUAUGAUAAUAAAAUGUUGAACUAAUCUCUAGUUUCUUUAGUUUUUAGUGCAGAUGCUUUAAAACAGGCAGUUAAAAAAAUUGUGAUAAUAAUCGAGAUCGGAUUUUUUUUGCCAAAUUGUCCAGGCCUAUCCACAUGUCCACAAAUAAAAAAAAAGAUUUAAUAAGUAUUUAUAUUUCUGUGUUUAUAUUUCUCUUACUGUACUCUCCUCUUCUUUGAUAAUGGUAAUGUAAGAUAUAUGUUUUCUGUUUGCAUUGAUUCUAUUGUUGGUUUUUAAUAUUGUUUCACUCAAUAGAUUAAUUUAUUAGGACUGUUGUGGAUGCAGUUGAGCAUGUGCAGAGCUCGAAUAUAAAACUAAUUUUCCCAAAGUUACAAUAAGGUCUAUUGUGUCAUAUUGUAUUUAUUUUAAGCUAAAAUUUUAACUCAUGUUUCAACAGGAUGAAAUCAGAUAUAAAAGAUUUUAAACAAAGACAUUGAAGCCUUUCUCAUUCUGUAUAAAACGUCAUCACCUCUCCUUAUUUAUUCUGUUUCCUCACUUUAACAUCAGUCACUGUGAGAUUUAUCAAUUAUAUUUAGAUUUUAGUGGUUUACACAUGCUUCAAAAGGACUUUGAGAUUAUAGAAAGAUUUCAAAAGCUUCAAAAGCAACUUAUUAAUUCAACAUGAACUCAGAGAGGGAAAACACCCUGCAGUCUGUUCCCUGUUUAACGAUGUUUUAAUAUUGCUGCUAUUUUAUCUGUAUUGGGUGUUUUUCAGUGUAAAUGUUUGUGCAGAGCCCCUCCCCCCCUCACUCUGCAGAGCGGCUGUUGUCACUUUAGCUCUGGAUAGUGAACUCACUUUCUAUUUUUAGUUUGUUGGUUUAGUUUAGUAGAGGUCCGUCCUCUCAUGUGCUCAGACUCUCCGUUUGGUCCUGGCCCGGUUCAGCCCGGUUUAAACACUCAACCCUUAGAGACCCAGAAAAACCCUGAGAGCGCUCUCACGUGUUGCUUGGUGUGUCUGCGGGCAGUAAAGGGUUAAAAACAGUCACUCAGCAUGCGGGAGCCGUGGCGGGCGGGCAGGCAGUGCAGAGGCUGACCUUUGACCCCUCAGGAAAGGAAUGUGGAAGCUCUUUCAUCCCGAACAGAAACCAAAGACACGCUCAGUUCUGCUCUCAGCGUCUGAUGGAGGAAGUGAGCGGCGUUCACAGUCAGUGGGCUGCACAACCUCUGUCGCCAUUUUGGAGUAAAGCCUCAUCCAGAGUGUGUGUGUGUGUGUGUGUGAGUGUGUGUGUGUGUGUGUGUGUGUGUUUGUGUGUGACCCCCCUGAACAGCAGCUCUGUCAUAACUCCAUGUGAAGAUCAUUUCAGUGACCUUAAGUCAGUUUCUCUUUGAUAAACCGCACACUGUUUUAUUUAAUAAAAAUAGAGAUAAUACAUUUAUCAGAAAAAAAAUAUUGAUUAAUGAGAAUAAAGAUGUGAAAUUAGUGAAAUUAAAAAAUAAGAGUUGUACUUCAAUGAGACAAGUGAUUAUAGGGUUUUUUAAACAUUUUCUGUAUUUUACUUUGAAGGGACAGAUCAGAAGAUUUAGUAAAAUAACUAAAAACAGAUCAGCUGUCUUAAAAAGCGUGAUUUAAAAUAAACUGAGUAAAACAUGAAUUUAUUAUAAAGACGCUGAACUAUCAGACGGCCUGUGUGGUUGCUGAAAUCUCUGUUUGUCCUCAGCUUCAGAAUUUAACCUUAUGAGAUGAUCCAGAGUCAUCUUAGUCAGAUCAGACAGCCCUAACAUUUAGUUACUCUGGAUUUGGAUCUGGCUAUUUCACUUCUGGUUAGGUGCUAAACUGCAUUUUGUUGCAUUGUUCUGAACAAGUGUAAUGACAAUAAAGUCUAAUCUAAUCAAAUGUGGACCUUCAUACUGCUCUACAUGAAGAAAGGUAAAGAGUGACCCUGUCUUAAAAGCGUCACAGCAUUAAAAUAUAAGAAUAAGAGCUGAUGCUGCUCCACUGACAGAAUAAACUGUAAUGUAAGUGAGUGAGAGAGCGAGCGAGUGAGCUGUUAUUAUAUCAUCUAUUAUCACACGCACGCACACACACACUGUCCAUUUUAACUCUGUUUACAGGCAGCAGAACUUUUUCAUUCCGUUUGUUUGAUUUCUAUAACGACAUGUGCAGGAUUUCCUUCUUUGUCUGUGUGUGCAGUGUACACCUUUGUGACUGUGUGUGUGCACAUGUGUGUAUGGAGGCGUGCAUGAUGUUGCACCGGAGCUGUGUGUAUGUGUAUCUGUGUGUGAGUGAGUUAGUGAGAGAGAGAGAGAGGGCGACACGGCAUGGUUCAGCCCAGGAAUGUGAAACGUGGGUCGGCUGUACAAUAGAGCCGGGCUCCCUGAGGGUGGUCAAUGGGACGGGUGUCACCCCCCUGCAGCCCCCCUGCUGGGUGAUGACCACCACACAACGCUACAGCUGUCAGCUCCUCUUAACCACUGCUGCACAUGCAUACACACACACACACACACACACACACACACACACACACACACACACACACACACACACACACACACAUAUAUGCAUACAGGGUCAUCAUGCCGCAGCCUCGUGUUGUAACCUGAAGAAAUGUAUUUCCGCUUUAUAGUCCAAUUAAAAAAUGCUCAUUGCUAAUGUGAUAUGGAUAUGAUAUCAGCGUGACAUUAUACAGUAUACAAUAGUUGGUUAAUUCUUGAGUGCAGAGUUUGUACUUUUGGCUGUAAAAUGUUAUUUUACUGGAUUUAGAUCAGACUCACGUAAGUUGAAGAGCAGGCCUCCUUGUCACUUCACCAUCAAAAAAAAACAACAACAACAAUAACCACAUCCAUCCACAGCACUGAACUCUGACCUAAAAAAAAGAAAACUAUGGCAGACUCUAAGAAAGUGUGGUUAACACAGGUGCCAUCAUGUUCUUGCUGUGGUGGAGUCAGGAGAGUAACACCAGAGACAGUAGAACAACCAACUCAUCUUUACUACCAUAACAGACUGACUUAAACCAGACUGUUAACCAGAGACGGACCGACUUAUACGAGACAGACUGGUAAACUGGUGAGGUUGAUCAACUUUAUUAUAAAAGAAUUUAUAUCACUUGAUGUCUGUGCACAUGAGGCUGAUUUAAAACUCAAACAGAUUACAUCCACAGAGGCUGCAGGCAGAGAUAACGUACCUUAGCAUAAUAAUACCUGUUUUUUCCAAACACGUUAGUCUGACUGAAAUCACUUGAUCAACCUUCUUACAGCCAGACUAACAGGCCUGGUUAUGUGGUUACAGAUUGAUUUUCUUUUGCAUCAAACUGGACGGAGUGUUCAGAGCAUGCUCCAGAGUUUACACGCCAGGCUCUGAGCUGAAGGUUGAGCAGCGUAAAUACGGAGACAGCAGGAAGUGAACAUAACCCUGACAGAUUAGGAAAAGAGGUCAGAAAAGAUGACACACUGGCACUUUGAACAGCUAAAGAUACAGUGCUGUAAAGGUGGUGUGUUUUUUUUUCAUCUUGUUAGCAUCUUAGCUUACACACAUUGCUAACCGUUGUGCUAAAGGGCAACGGGUUGGAGUAAUGAGCUGAAAGGGGCAGAUUUGCACGUAAAUGUACUGAAUGUGUUUUUGUAAAAAUCCAUCAAAAACCAGUUUAUGCUGAGAAAGCCUUGUAAAUUUAAUUGUGACGGGUAUGGAAUAAUGAUUGAAACGUGUUGGUAUCAUUGUUGGUACGCAUUGGUGUCGUUAAAAGAAAAUGUUGGUAUCUGUGUUUUCUAUCAGCUGUCCGUCAAACUGUUCUCUGAUUUUUGGUUUCAGCUGUUAAAAAAACAAUCUUAGUCCACCACCGCAGUCAACAUGUUUAUUUCUGCUGUUCAGUUUAACAUGGGGCUCAAUGGGGACUGACUCACCGUAGGACUCAGCCUCUAGUGGACACGAGGGGGACUGCACUUCAGUGUUCGCUUCAUUUCUCAGACUGUGGAGUUUCUUCUCAGUGUUUAUGUGAAACUAAAACCUCUGCAGAGAUUCCAGUGUGUUCUCUGUUUCUGUCAACUCAUUGACCCCUCUCUCUCUCUCAUACACACACACACACACACACACACACACACACACACACACACACACACACACACACACACACGCACACACAUACGCACACAUGUUUACUCCUCUGCUCUCUUGCUUCUCAUGACAACACUCCAGCCCGGUUAACGUUAUGUCUGUCCAGCCUUGGAGUUGUUGCAUGUGAGGCGGAGAGGUCAGAGGUCAGGCAGGGUGAAUAAGGUGACACACGGACAUUAAGAUGAGCCCUGAGACACACUCUCUCUCACUCUCUUGCUCACAGAGGUCUGAUUUAUUCUUUGGUUGUGACUUUGAUUGUUUAUGUAGGUGGAUUUGUAAAGUUCAGGUUUGUCCCUUCUGAGUGUGUGGAGUAAACACCCCCCACCCCCUCAUCUUACCCUGAGGGCUGUGUGUGUUUCUCUGUUUUCCCAGGGAUUACAGGAGCCUCAUCCAGUUUCAUAACGAGUACAUACAUGAACAUACAUGUUCUUGCAUGAAAACGUAGAGCUGACUCCAUGCAGUGUGUUGUCAUCAUGAAGAAGGAUGACUGCUUUCACAUUUUCAUACAAACACUCACCGUCACAGUCCGAUCUAGUUCUGAAUAAUGCUCUCCUGUUGCUGUCGUAGAACGCUGACUUGUUGAUCGGCUCCCCCUAGUGAGGGCACCUGGAAUUGAUUCAACAUCAGUAUAUACAGUACUGUCAGCUCAGACCUGCUGGUUUUUAGGCAGCAGAAGUUUCUCUGUUUAUUCUUGGCUGAACUCAGAGACAUUUUACACAUUUCCUCUCAACAUCAAUAAAAUAUUAGAAGAAAAAUUGACUGAAGCUUCCUCCAACAUCCUUUUGAUUCUUCUUUUUCUCUGGUUCUAGGACAGUAAAGAUGCAGAGCAAUGUUUCUCACUCACCGCCAACCAUAGCUGUUGGGACCGGGUGA